AAUCCGUGUAGGAUUGUGUUCGAAGGCUCUCUAAACAACUUGAAGCUGUUUUGGCUGUCUCAAGUCUUCACUUCCCUCAUCUCUUUUCCUUCUUCCUUAACUUCGGCAUUGUCUCUCAAAAGUGCCAGACCUUGCUGCUUCUUCUCUGCGCUACACUCUAUAUCCUCCCUCAUGCAUCAGUAUUUAUAUAUCCUCUCUUGUUUUUGCUGUUCUGAGUAUAUGUGACUUCAUUACAACCCUUCCUUCACCGAGACUUGUGAGAUAGGAGGGAUGAAAUGAAGGCAGCUUGGCGGAACAGCCUCGUUUAUUCUUCUCAAGAACACCCCAAUGCUCUCGCAUCUUCUGAUCUCUCGUCUUCUUCGAUGGGAAUGGUGUAUGCAGACAUGGGCUCUCUUUCUCUUUCCUCUUCUUCUUCUGAAAUGGGAAAUAACAAUGUUGGGGGCACCAGCUGGGGUGAUUUUGCCUUUACGAGGGAUCACCUUCCCAACACUGGUACCACCGAUACUAAUAAUGAUGAUGCUUUGGAGGGUAAAGCUUCUGAUUCUAGUACUGAUCCUGAGAAUCUGAUGGAUCAUAACCAAGAAAACCCUAAUGAGAAUUCUGGUGUCAGUACGGGAAAAGAAGCAGAUUCCGGGCAGUCAAAGCUUUGUGCACGAGGCCAUUGGAGGCCUGCAGAAGAUGCCAAGCUGAAGGAGCUCGUGGCUCUCUAUGGCCCUCAGAACUGGAACCUCAUAGCAGAAAAAUUGGAAGGAAGAUCAGGCAAGAGCUGCAGGCUGAGGUGGUUCAACCAGCUGGAUCCAAGGAUAAACAGGAGAGCAUUUACUGAGGAAGAAGAAGAUAGGCUAAUGCAGGCACAUAGAAUAUAUGGGAACAAAUGGGCUAUGAUUGCCAGGCUAUUCCCGGGAAGAACUGAUAAUGCAGUGAAGAAUCACUGGCAUGUUAUAAUGGCCAGGAAAUACAGAGAACAAUCCAGUGCUUACCGGAGGAGAAGGUUAAGCCAAUCUGCAAGUUUCACAAGGUCAUCCUUGGAGGACCAAAAUUCGAGCUUAGUAGGCAUAUCAAGUAGAGGCAGCCCAGGGACAGAACCCCCACAACCUCCACCUUAUUGUGUCGUCCCCCAUAAUAACAUCAUGGCUAGUUUCCCAUAUGGUCAGUUCAGUGGAGCUAAUGGUGGGGUUGACUAUGGCUUCAAUGCUCCACCCUACAUGACUGCUGGAUUUGAAGCAUUCUCCAGCAGCAGCAAGCUGGCCCCUCAUCCUCACACGGCCUUUUAUGCUCAUCAUCGUUCAUCAUUUGAUGUCAUCCCGGGUGGUAGAGGCAUUGACAUGGUGGGAGGGGCUUUCGGGCAGAGCAUUUAUAGGGAAAGCAGGCCAAGUGAAUAUGAACUUCACUCUCUUAAUGGCUUCUUCUAUCCCCAAGAAGAUAAUUUCAACUCUUAUAUGAUGCCGACAAUGCAACAACCACCACAGUCAAGCUCAAACACAAAUCCCAGUUUUCACAGCUGCUCACCAAAUUCCAUGGCCGCCAAUGUUUCUUCCGUUGAAGCAUCGUCAUCAGAGAACAGAGAUAAAGUACUGGGUCGUCGUCCUCCUCCAUUCAUCGACUUUCUCGGGGUCGGAGCUAUAUGACAUGUUAUGAUCAAGUCAAGUUACAGAAAGAAGAAGCAACUAGCCAAACGAGGCUCGAGAAAAAAAGCUGCGAACUUAGCCAGAAGGUCCUCAAUAUAGAUGUGGCCCAACAUUUCCGAGAAGCCAUUAGAGGUAAGCAGAAAGGAUAGUUUAGCCGAGUUUGGUGACUGUGUAGCUUGCGUCACUUCUGGUUAAAGAUCCUCCAAUCUGUUGUGAUUUCCCUUCCCGCAUGGGGACCCCUCCUUUUCCACCCAAAAAAAAAAAACUAUUAUGAAUAUCAUUAUUAUUAUUAUUUAAAUUUUUGUACUUUAUCAACUUUUCUCUUUACAUUAUCUAUUCAUUAAUGAGUUUUGUCCGAGACAUUCAUUCUUACCCAGAGAACACACAUGGACUGGCUACGUGGUUUAUAAGAGGAAGGUAUAGAUUAAGAACAAGUUGGGAAGGAAAAGGGAUAGUGAGUGUCGUUUUUAUCAUUUUUGAGGGUUUUAAGCAAAGCUUGUCAUGUCAAGAAGAGAGAGGAGAUGAUGAUGAUGAUGAUGGAGUGGACGAUGAACUGAAACUGUUUUGGAAAACAGAAAGAAAGGGAUGUUAGAGAUGGGAACUGUGGAGAACAUCCUUUUCUGAUGGUCCUGCAAAAUGCAAUAAGUAAAGGCACAAAUUUAGCAAACAGUAACUUGAAAUGUGCAUUGGGCAACUGUUCAACCUCCUUCUCUCUUUCUCUCUCCAUGAGCAGAAUCUUUCAGAGAAUUCAUUCAUGCCACUCACAUGGCUGGUUGUGGUUUGUUUAUUAUAUGUUUUUAAACUGCGUUGUUACAGUCUGUGAGAGACCUCAUCUUUCUUUACUGAUGCGGGUUCCAUUUUUUAAUCGUUUCAAAAAGGGGGAAAAAAUAAUCUUUUGAUCAACGUAAGACUAGAGAUAAAACAAACAAAUGUACCUCGUACGGUCUGUGGUCUAUAGACAAUGAG
Prosopis cineraria is the source of this 2594-nucleotide messenger RNA. RefSeq lists its product as uncharacterized. Bases 276 to 1628 code for a protein of 450 amino acids. Gene Ontology annotation, biological process: regulation of DNA-templated transcription. NCBI's taxonomy places the organism in Eukaryota, Viridiplantae, Streptophyta, Magnoliopsida, Fabales, Fabaceae. Gene Ontology annotation, cellular component: nucleus. Gene Ontology annotation, molecular function: RNA polymerase II cis-regulatory region sequence-specific DNA binding; DNA-binding transcription factor activity, RNA polymerase II-specific. The transcript has 3 exons. The record is from RefSeq and is a predicted model, not a curated record.